Messenger RNA from Ipomoea triloba (trilobed morning glory), 2237 nucleotides. Its product is annotated as vicilin-like seed storage protein At2g18540. Lineage: Eukaryota; Viridiplantae; Streptophyta; Magnoliopsida; Solanales; Convolvulaceae. The coding region runs from base 94 to 2214 and encodes 706 amino acids. The transcript is spliced from 8 exons. The record is from RefSeq and is a predicted model, not a curated record.
CACACACGUACUGAUGAUGAAUUGUGUUCACAAAUCCCAUGAACAUUAAUUUCACCAUCCUAUUUGUAUCAAGGGAUAUACUAUGAUACUUAGAUGUUAAGUAUCAUAUAUAUAUAUGCACAAGUUCACAAGGUCAUGGGUCAAAGCAACUUAUCCACACACAUGAAGAGAUCCACAGUAGAGUAUAAUUUGUCAUCCUCAGCUCGCACUAGAAGCCGAAAGAUAGAAGGGAAAAGGAAAGUGUCAAACAAAGAAACAUUGAUCGUGUCAUUGAGUGCAGUGAAAGAGGCGGAGGAGGAGGAGGAGAGGCAGGCGGGAUGCCCAACCCCGUGGCCGUACUUGGUGAAGAAAGGAGAAAGAAAGACGACGGUUAAGACGGAGAACGGGGAGGUUUCCACCGUGAGAAUCAGCGACGGGAUAGCCAACGGCUGGUAUCACAUCGAGUUCAUCACGUUGGAGCCAAACUCCGUCUUCCUCCCUGUUCUUCUGCAAUCAGACAUGGUGUUCUAUGUCCACACAGGAAGUGGGUGGAUUAGUUGGACGGAUGACGAUAAAACAAAGAAAGUUGAAUUGAGAGGAGGAGAUAUCUACAGGCUGCGCCCUGGGACUCUGUUCUAUAUAGAAAGCAGCUUAGAGAUGGAGCGCCAGAAACUAAGAAUCAAUGCCCUCUUCGCCAAUGCAGAAACUGAUUUGCAUGAACCUGCAGCAACUGGGCCGUACACCAGUAUACGCAAUCUGAUUCUUGGCUUUGACAGGACUGUCCUGGAAGCAGCAUUUGGCAUUUCUGGGGAGCCUAUUGAAGAACUGGUGAGCAGUCCAGAUCCUGGAGCGAUAGUUCAUGGAUUUUCAAAUGAGAAGAAGACUACAGUGGUGGUGUUUGAAUUCAUGAAAGCCAUUUUCGGUAGCAGUAACAUAUUCCAGAGCCAAAGCAACAAGAAGAAGACGAAAACGUACAAUGUUUUCUCCCACGAUCCGGAUUUCGAGAACUGCAACGGGUGGAGCACGGUAGUAUCCAAGAAACAGCUGUCUGCGUUGAAGGACCUUGACGUUAGCGUUUUCAUGGUUAACUUAGCCAAGGGUUCGAUGAUGGGGCCACAUUGGAACCCGAGGGCUACGGAGUUAGGAAUUUGCUUGGACGGGCCAGGAAUCGUGAGGGUGGUUUGUUCCAGCACUGCAAAGCAAACAGGCUGCAAAAACAUGAUCUUUUACGUGGAGGAAGGUGACGUGUUUGCAGUGCCGAGGUUUCAUCCCAUGGCGCAGAUGGCUUUCAACAAUCACUCGUUUGUUUUCAUGGGAUUCAGCACAUCGGCGAAGAAGAACCAUCCUCAGUACCUGGCUGGCAAAGCGUCUGCGUUACGGACAUUGCCCAGAGAUGUUGUAGCAGUUUCCUUUGGUGCUUCAAACGAGACAAUGGAUCUGGUUUUGGAUAAGCAGCAUGAGGCAAUAAUUCUGGACUGUACAUCUUGUGCCGAGGAAGAAUUUAGGAUACUGACAGAGGAAAUUGAGAAGGCAAAAGAGGAAGCUAGGAAGAAGAAAGAAGAGGAAGAAAGAAAGAGGGAGGAAGAGGAGAAGAGAGCAGAAGAGGAAGAAGCUAAGAAAGAAGAGGCGGCUAGGGAGAAAGAGGCAAAGGAAAGAGAAGAGCAAGAAAAGGAGGAAGCAGAGAGGGAAAAACAAGAGGAGGAAAGAAAGAGAGAGGAAGAGGAGAAGAGAAAACAAGAGGAGGCGGCAAAAAGAGCAGAAGAGGAAGAAGCUAGGAAAGAAGAGGCAGCAAGGCAACGAGAAGAGGAGGCAAAGGAGGAAGCUGCAAGAAGAGCAGGAGAGGAGGCGGCUAGAAGAGCGAAAGAGGAAGCGGAGAGGGAAAAACAGGAGGAGGCGGAAGAGGAAGUGAGAAAACGAGAGGCAAAGGAGAGAGCAGAAGAACAAACGAGGGAGAGGGAAAAACAAGAAGAGGCAGCUGCAAGAAGAGCGGAGGAGGAAGCAAGGCAAAGAGAGGCAAAGGAGCGAGAAGAGCAACAAAGCCGUGAGGCAGCCCAGGAGGAAGAGACAAGAUGGGCAGAAGAAGAAGAAGCUAGGAAAGAAGGGGAAGCAAUGCAAAGAGAGGCAAAGAAGAGAGAAGAGGCAGCAAGGCAACAGGAACACCACGAAGGAGGUGGAGGCGGUGGCUGGGGAGACCAUCUAGGCAAAGAAUGGGGAAGAAGAAUCUUGAAAACUUGAAGAAGGCUUCAUUGCCCCUCCUG